CAGGGGGCAGGCGCCACCAUGGAAGCUCGCGGGGCCGCCUGAGCCGCUGGCGGGCUUCUGAGGCUGGGGAGACGGUGCGCGGCCGGCGCUGCCCGCCGCGGAUACGCAGGCCUCCGCCAUGUCGGUGCUGGGCGAGUACGAGCGACAUUGCGAUUCCAUCAACUCGGACUUUGGAAGCGAGUCCGGGGGUGGCGGGGACUCGGGCCCGGGGCCCAGCGCCGGCCCGGGGCCGCGAGCCGGCGGCGCGGCGGAGCAGGAGGAGCUGCACUACAUCCCCAUCCGCGUCCUGGGCCGCGGCGCCUUCGGGGAGGCCACGCUGUACCGCCGCACCGAGGAUGACUCCCUGGUGGUGUGGAAGGAAGUCGAUUUGACCCGACUCUCUGAGAAGGAGCGUCGGGAUGCCUUGAAUGAGAUUGUCAUUCUGGCGCUGCUGCAGCAUGACAACAUCAUCGCCUACUACAAUCACUUCAUGGACAACACCACCCUGCUCAUCGAGCUGGAGUACUGUAACGGAGGGAACCUGUAUGACAAAAUCCUUCGUCAGAAGGACAAGUUGUUCGAGGAAGAGAUGGUGGUGUGGUACCUUUUUCAGAUUGUUUCAGCAGUGAGCUGUAUCCAUAAAGCUGGAAUCCUCCAUAGAGAUAUAAAGACAUUAAAUAUUUUUCUGACCAAGGCAAACCUGAUAAAACUUGGAGACUAUGGCCUAGCAAAGAAACUUAAUUCUGAGUAUUCCAUGGCUGAGACACUCGUGGGCACUCCAUAUUACAUGUCUCCAGAGCUCUGCCAAGGAGUAAAGUACAAUUUCAAGUCUGAUAUCUGGGCAGUUGGCUGCGUCAUUUUUGAACUACUUACUCUAAAGAGAACAUUUGAUGCGACAAACCCACUCAACCUGUGUGUGAAGAUUGUACAGGGAAUCCGGGCCAUGGAAGUUGACUCUAGUCAGUAUUCUUUGGAACUGAUCCAGUUGGUCCACGCAUGCCUUGACCAGGAUCCUGAGCAGAGACCCACUGCAGAUGAACUUCUGGACCUUCCCCUUCUCAGGAAACGCAGGAGAGAGAUGGAAGAAAAAGUCAUUCUGCUUAAUGCACCUACAAAGAGGCCAAGGUCAAGCACCGUGACUGAAGCCCCCAUUGCUGUAGUAACAUCACGAACCAGUGAAGUCUAUGUUUGGGGUGGCGGAAAAUCUACACCCCAGAAGUUGGACGUCAUCAAGAGUGGUUGUAGUGCCCGACAGGUGUGCGCAGGGAAUACCCACUUUGCUGUGGUCACCGUGGAGAAGGAACUGUACACAUGGGUGAACAUGCAAGGGGGCACAAAACUCCACGGUCAGCUAGGACAUGGAGACAAAGCUUCCUAUCGCCAACCAAAGCAUGUGGAAAAGUUGCAAGGCAAAGCCAUCCACCAAGUGUCAUGUGGUGAUGAUUUCACUGUUUGUGUGACAGAUGAGGGUCAGCUCUAUGCCUUUGGAUCAGAUUAUUAUGGCUGCAUGGGGGUCGACAAGGUCUCUGGCCCUGAAGUGCUGGAGCCCAUGCAGCUGAACUUCUUCCUCAGCAAUCCAGUGGAGCAGGUCUCCUGUGGGGAUAAUCAUGUGCUGGUUCUGACUCGAAACAAGGAAGUCUAUUCUUGGGGCUGUGGGGAGUAUGGACGGCUGGGUUUGGAUUCAGAAGAGGAUUACUAUACACCACAGAGGGUAGAUGUUCCAAAGGCCUUAAUCAUUGUUGCAGUUCAGUGUGGCUGUGAUGGGACCUUUCUGCUCACCCAGUCAGGCAAAGUGCUGGCCUGUGGACUCAAUGAGUUCAACAAACUGGGCCUGAAUCAGUGCAUGUCUGGAAUCAUCAACCAUGAAGCAUACCAUGAAGUUCCCUACACGACCUCCUUCACCUUGGCCAAACAGUUGUCCUUUUACAAAAUCCGUACCAUUGCCCCAGGCAAGACUCACACAGCCGCUAUUGAUGAACGAGGCCGGUUGCUGACUUUUGGCUGUAAUAAGUGUGGACAGCUGGGUGUCGGGAAUUAUAAGAAGCGCCUGGGGAUCAACCUGUUGGGGGGACCCCUUGGUGGGAAGCAGGUGAUCAGGGUCUCCUGUGGCGAUGAGUUCACCAUUGCUGCCACUGAUGAUAAUCACAUUUUUGCCUGGGGAAAUGGUGGCAAUGGCCGCCUGGCAAUGACCCCCACAGAGAGACCACACGGCUCUGAUAUCUGUACCUCAUGGCCUCGACCUAUUUUUGGAUCUCUGCAUCAUGUCCCAGACCUUUCCUGCCGUGGCUGGCACACCAUUCUUAUUGUUGAGAAAGUAUUGAAUUCUAAGACCAUCCGUUCUAAUAGCAGCGGCCUGUCCAUCGGAACUGUGGUUCAGAGUUCCAGCCCAGGAGGCGGUGGAGGUGGUGGUGGCGGUGGCGGCGGCGGCGAAGAGGAAGACAGUCAACAGGAAUCUGAAACUCCAGAUCCAAGUGGAGGCUUCCGAGGAACAAUGGAAGCAGACCGUGGAAUGGAAGGUUUAAUCAGUCCCACAGAGGCCGUGGGGAACAGUUGUGGGGCUAGCAGCUCCUGUCCUGGCUGGCUUCGAAAGGAGCUGGAGAACGCAGAGUUCAUCCCCAUGCCUGACAGCCCAACUCCCCUAAGUGCGGCAUUUUCAGAGUCUGAGAAGGACACCCUGCCCUAUGAAGAGCUACAAGGACUCAAAGUGGCAUCUGAGUUUCCUCCAGAACAUCAGCCCCCCGCAGGAGCCUGGCCUCCCCGGCUGAAUCCUGCAGUACCGUGUGCUGGGAAAGCACUGCCCUCUGCAGCUUGUGCGUGCAGCACUCUGCAGGCGGAGGUUGAGAGGUUGCAAGCUCUGGUGUUAAAGUGUCUGGCUGAGCAACAGAAGCUCCAACAAGAAAACCUCCAGAUUUUCACCCAACUACAAAAGCUGAACAAGAGAUGGGAAGGAGGCCAGCAGGUGGGGACGCAUUCCAAAGGAACUCAGACAGCAAAGGAAGAAGUGGAAAUGGAUCCGAAGCCUGACUUAGAUUCGGAUUCCUGGUGCCUCCUUGGGACAGACUCUUGUCGACCCAGCCUCUAGUCUCCUGAGCCCACAUAGCCCUCAGGAAACUGGGACCCAAGAACUUCACCGCACACUUCCCGAGUGCAGAGAGCAGCUUCCCUGGCUUUCUUCACUUGCAGACACGAGCGAGCGAGCAAGCGAGCGCAGGGCAGAGGAGGCUCCAAAGCUCUCUCCUUGUGCACUUGGAGAGUGGCGGCGUUGCCUUUAGAUAGGGUCUAGGAGUGACGUUGUUGUUUUGGAGAGUGGAAGGGUCCUGUGGCCCUGGCUUUGUCGUCGGUGACUGCCGUAGCAGCAGCAGCAGCAGCUCUGUACCUCAUCUUUUGAUCCCACCUUUGAAGAGGAGACGCAGUACUCACCUGAAUUGUGCUGGGAGCAGCUCGAAUCCCAUGUAUCCCUUUCAUCAUUAAUUGGAAGCUGCCUUGGGAUCUUAGCACCAGGCACUGCACCUCUGGAUGGAGGAAGGAAAAUGUCAAAUCGGAGUGGGCUGUGACCAGGCCUGGCCUGCCCAGGGUCCUCCAGAGAGUGGGAAAGUAUCCAGGAAAUGUACUGGCAGAGUCAGUGUAGAGUUUGUUUCAGGAAGUCCAGUUACUUCAUGCAGCUGAGUGCUUUAUGAGGAAAGCUUAGAUCGCUUUCACUGUGGAGGUUGCUUGAAACAUCAUUGAGGAGCAGAGAAAGGGCAGGUCCCUUGUCACAAUCGCCAAACUUUCAGGCUACACUUAGUACAAGGUGGGAUUUCCCAGCUCUGGAGGAUUCCUCAAGAGAGGAGGUGUCUAAGGGAAUUACACCAGCGGGUAACAGGUGGGGCUGUGGGAGAGAGGCAGCAGGGAAGGAAGGUAACACGUCCUUCUGUGCCUUGCCGUGGUAUCUGAGAGCCUCAGUGGCACGAAAGUCUUCUGCCCCUGUGAAAGCCUCUUUGUACCUCUAGUGUCGUGACCCUUAGGGUCUGACUGGGAUGAGUAGCCCCAGGCACCCCCUUUCUAUGUCUAGUCAGUAUUUUUCCUCUUUGGUGUGUUUUGAAGCCAUAUCAUACCCAGUAAGUCAGUAUCAUCUUUCGUACUUGAGUGGCCGAAAGCCAGCACCAAAUCCUUGGGGUCUCAAAAGCCUGACAGGUCAACCCUGCCAAGUGGGAGGAAAGCCUGACAGGUAGACCCUGCCAAGUGGGAAGGAAGCCUGACAGGUAGACCCUGCCAAGUGGGAGGGAAGUGGCUGCAAGCUCACUUCUGCUGUGCUCUUGUGGAGAGGAGCGAGCUACCCUGUCCAAAGACAGGACGUGUCCUAGAAGAGCUAACCUUCUAGGCAAGCAUUUGAUGGUUUCCCUUAAAUGUGAGCCUUGUGCUUCCACCAAGUCUAAUGAAUUGCUUGUGUUUGGGGCCACAGCAGCUGCUUUGAUAAGUAGUACCACAUCCUCCAUGCUGCAUACAGCUAAAUUAAUAUUGUUCAUUUAACCAAAGCAAAACAAAAAGGUUUGCCGUCUGUUUUAAUAUUGCAGGAGGACCUGCCUGUGCAGGAGAAAUUGUGCCAUUUCCAUAAACCAGUGAUGUACAGGCUGGUGCUGGGAGGAAACCCCAUCUCUGGGGAUGGGCAACUCUGUCCAAUGGGAUCAUUGAUGUCCCACUGUUUUCUCAAUUCUGAGAAGCCUAGUACAAUAGUACUGAUGUAAUCACUGAAGCCUUUUCCCAGAAUAAGGGAAGGCCCAAUCCUGACGUAAGGUCACAAGUUAGGGGGCUGGCCAUUGGCUGUAAACCCUGUCAGAGAGUUUUGGUUCAUCAUGUCAACGCAACUUUGGUUUUCUUCAGGACUGGCUGGCCUUUCGAGGUCCUGUAUCCUUAUGCUUACCAUCUCAGCAGGCCUGAGAGGCGGGGUUUAAGGUCUUCAUUAUGAGCAUUGCUUCUGCUUGGGAGCUGAGGGGCAUGGGCAUGUUGCUGACUGUGGAGAGACAGUGAAUAUUGAGGUGGGCAGGAGCCCAGGGGAGUCAUUCUGUAGCAGAGCAUGGUGGUUGUUUUUUCUAGUAUAUUCCCAUGGGAAGUCCAGGUUUGCUAUUAAUCCAGCUGCGAAUCUAAGUUCUGUGCCUUAGAGAUAAUUUGCACUUUCCAGAAUUGUGCCUAAGACAGCCAUAAGAUUUUUUUUCCCCCACCAAACAGCUAUGCAAACAGAAAAUAGUUCCAAAGUGGCAGCCGUGCACUGGGUUGAGGAAAACAAAAGACAGCAGAAAUGUCUUCAAUGGUUUCCUCUAGCUAAAUCUUGGUCAAUUGUCCUGCUUGUCCUCUAUGCAGUGCUCAGUGUUUGAAGCUUUCCAGUAGUGUUGCUCUGAGUUACAGUAUAGUCUGCGUUGAUCCUCUGUGCCAACAUUUGCUGAAAAGCCAGCUUAUUGUUAGCCAGAUGCUGGAAAGGGUAAGGGUGGAGUGGUGUGGCAUUUCUGUUUUCAAUAAACAUUUAAACUCUCA
Messenger RNA from Peromyscus californicus insignis, 5487 nucleotides. It is a transcript of the gene Nek9, whose product is annotated as NIMA related kinase 9. Lineage: Eukaryota; Metazoa; Chordata; Mammalia; Rodentia; Cricetidae. Gene Ontology annotation, molecular function: protein kinase binding; protein kinase activity; ATP binding. Gene Ontology annotation, biological process: protein phosphorylation. The record is from RefSeq and is a predicted model, not a curated record. Gene Ontology annotation, cellular component: centrosome. The coding region runs from base 119 to 3061 and encodes 980 amino acids. The transcript has 22 exons.